Paramisgurnus dabryanus is the source of this 1605-nucleotide messenger RNA. Lineage: Eukaryota; Metazoa; Chordata; Actinopteri; Cypriniformes; Cobitidae. The record is from RefSeq and is a predicted model, not a curated record.
UUCUUUUUCGAAAACCAUAAACCUAGUGAAAGUUUAAAGAGGUGUGUCUUGAGACUUAUAGCGUAAAUGAUCCGUCGAUUGGUGAAGUGGUUCACGACCUAAAAAUCUCUUAUUGUUUCCUCUUUGCUGGAGCAGAGGACGUACACUUUUAAGACAAUAGUGUGGUUGCCUUCAUUAUCACGAACAUGGACGGGAUAACAAACAAUAUCGUUAUUGAAAACAUUGAUUACACUGGCUGGGGAUAUGAAAACGUGACAGAGAACCCAUUAGAUAUGAAAUCGUAUACAUGUGACAAUACGACCUCACUUCACCUAUUUCACACCGUGUUCCAACCCCUUAUAUUCGGUUUGGUGUUUGUCCUGGGUCUGGCUGGAAAUGGCCUCCUCCUGACGGGCCUACUGAAGCGCUGGAAAAACCUACGCAUCACAGAGAUUUACCUGGUACACCUGGCAUUAGCUGACCUUCUCCUCCUCCUCACGUUCCCCUUUGCAGUCACUCAAGGGGUGGCCGGGUGGGUUUUCGGAGAUUUUCUUUGCAAGCUAUUGGGCCUCAUCAAUCGCCUAAAUUUGGUUUGUGGGAGUUUACUUUUGGCAUGUAUUGGCAUCGAUCGUUACCUCGCUAUUGUGCAUGCCAUCCCCAGCCUCCAAAGUCGUCGGCCUCGGAUCGUUCAUUUUACCUGUGGGCUGGUCUGGCUCCUCUGCCUAUUUGUGUCCAUGCCCAACAUGGUGUUCCUAUCUGUGGCAGCAAGGGAUGAUGACGGACACACUCGGCUCUCCUGUACCUAUAACAGUUAUCCCGACCAUGCACGCCGCUGGAAGUUGGUCAACCGAUUAUUCACACACCUGCUGUGCUUCUUCCUGCCUUUAAUGGUCAUGGUAUACUGCUACACUGCCAUUAUCAUCACUCUGUACCAAAGCCAAAAAAGUCUGGAGAAGCAAGGGGCUAUGCGGCUGGCCCUUCUGGUUACAUUAGUGUUCUGCCUGUGCUGGCUGCCAUUUAACAUCUCUAUUCUGAUUGACACUUUGGAAGAUUUGAAAGUCAUCCUUGUGGAUGAUUGCCAUGUUCGAACGAUGUUGAAACAGACAAUUAUAGUCACAGAAAGCAUUGGCUAUACCCACUGUUGCUUGAAUCCAGUCCUUUACGCCUUCACAGGGGUACGUUUCCGGCGAGACCUCCUGCAGUUGCUAUCGAAAAGGAAGUUUUUGCGCUUAUGCCUGUCAGGGCCGAGAGUUGAAAGUCAGCGGAGUGUGUCUGUUACAGAAGCUGCGACCACAACAACAAGCAACCACUAUUUCUAAGGAACAGCUGAGGUUUUUGAAACAACUAUACUUGUUGAACUAACAAUUUUAUUGUACAUGCAACAUAUGGAUUUUUGAAUUGCCAAUCAGCAAAUCUGCAGUGUCACUUCUGCAUUAAUUCCCUGUACAUUGCCUUAACCAAAGGAUGGACACAGCAAUGCACACAAUGUGACUAUAUAAAAAAAAUUAAGCUUUUGCAUCAUGCCUAACUAUAGUGCUAAAGUGCUUUGCAUUGUGUAUUAUACUGUACUGACCCUUGUCCAAAUUACAGUAAAUGUCAUUUACUUCCAAAUGAUUUUGAAAUAAA